GAAAGGAUCAACAAACAGAGCUCAACCACCACCGAACCUCUCCAUCCACUUCAGCAGUGAAAUCUUCAACCAUGAGUAUGAGAAGCAAGCGCAGCAGCCGUCCAGGACUAGGCACAUCCUCAGAGGGCUUCAGCAGCAUGUCCAUGGGAUCCUACUCCAUCCCCAGGAUGAGCAGCGGGGGUUAUCAGGGGGCUUCCAUUAAAGCCGUGACCGUCAACAAGAGCCUGCUCACCCCGAUAAACGUCGACAUCGACCCCAACAUCCAAAUGGUUCGCAACAAGGAGAAAGAGCAGAUCAAGGGUCUCAACAAUCGUUUUGUCACAUUCAUUGAUAAGGUGAGGCACUUGGAGCAGCAGAACAAAAUGAUGGAGACCAAGUGGAAUAUGAUGAAGGGACAGACCACCGCCUCCUCUUCUGUUGAACCCAUGCUGAAGUCCUACAUCGCCAGCCUGCAGCAGCACCUGGACUUUCUCAACAAUGACAAACACAGACUGGACAUGGAGAACAAUGUCAUGCACAAAAGUGUGAACGACAGCAAGACAAAGUAUGAGGAUGAGAUCAACAAAAGAAAUGAUGCGGAGAAUGAGUUUGUCCUGAUCAAAAAGGAUGUGGACGCAGGCUGUAUGUCCAAGGUGGAUCUACAUGACAAGGUGUCUAUGAUAAGUGAUGAAGUCAACUUCCUCAAGGCUAUGUAUGACCAGGAGCUGUGUGAGCUGCAGGACAGCCUGAAGAUGACCUCUGUGGUGGUGCAGAUGGACAACUCCCGAGCUCUGAACAUGGAUCAGAUCGUGGCAGACGUCAAGGCUCAGUAUGAGGACAUUGCUGGUCGCAGUCGUCAAGAAACUGAAAACUGGCACAAGAGCAAGUUUGACCAGAUCACAGCCACAGCCGAUCAGUAUGGCAGUGAUCUGCGCAGUUCCAAGGGGGAAAUAUCUGAGCUCAAUCGAAUGAUCAGCCGCCUGCAGAAUGAGAUCCUGGCUGUAGAGUCACAGCGUGCCAACGUUGAGGGCCAGGUAACUGAAGCUGAGCAGCGCGGGGAGGGGGCCGUGCAGGAUGCCAAGGCUCGCAUCAAGGACCUGGAGCGGGCUCUGCAGAGGGCAAAGCAUGACAUGGCUCUGCAGCUCAGAGAGUACCAGGAGCUCAUGAAUGUCAAGCUGGGCCUGGACAUAGAGAUCUCCACCUACAGGAAACUGCUGGAGGGAGAGGAGGAAAGAAUUGGACAGGACUCUAUUGUGAACAUCCAAACUGUGCAAAACCAAACCGUCCAUGUUGACAACCCCAGGCCACGAAGGCAAAGUGCAAUCCUCAUCAAGACAGUGGAGACCCAAGACAUAUCAACAUGGAACUAAUGCAGAAAAAACCUACAAUAUAUUAGCCUGCUGGAUCCCCUUGACCAUUUAACUCGAACAUUUGCAUUAAUCUCAUUGUAACCUACAUUAAGACAGCUGUACCAACUAACCAUUACUUCCUCUCCCAUUGAAUGAAACAUGAAUGACCACUUCCUGUGUUUUUAAUAAAGAUGUGCUCAGUUGCAUGA
This is a messenger RNA of Gymnodraco acuticeps, 1537 nucleotides long. RefSeq names its product keratin, type II cytoskeletal 8-like. Gene Ontology annotation, cellular component: keratin filament. Bases 72 to 1349 code for a protein of 425 amino acids. Gene Ontology annotation, biological process: intermediate filament organization; keratinization. NCBI's taxonomy places the organism in Eukaryota, Metazoa, Chordata, Actinopteri, Perciformes, Bathydraconidae. The transcript has 9 exons. Gene Ontology annotation, molecular function: structural constituent of skin epidermis. The record is from RefSeq and is a predicted model, not a curated record.